Aspergillus caelatus is the source of this 1068-nucleotide messenger RNA. Its product is annotated as putative sexual development protein (LsdA). Lineage: Eukaryota; Fungi; Ascomycota; Eurotiomycetes; Eurotiales; Aspergillaceae. Bases 1 to 1068 code for a protein of 355 amino acids. The record is from RefSeq and is a predicted model, not a curated record. The transcript has 2 exons.
AUGCAACUCAAUACUCACAUCAUCCAUUUGGUCCUUAUGAUAGCCCAUAGCCUCGCAAUUCCAAACAUCUGGCCCCGUGCUGAUAUACCCCUUCCCGAUGGCAUGCCAAAUCCUAGUGAAGAGCAGCUAAAGAAAAUCCAGCUAAGAGCACAUGGCACUCUACCAAAUACGCCCCUCCCAUCAAAGAUCAGCAAGGACGGAAUCGCCAAUCUCCAACUGAUAGCGUUCAAUGAGCUGUUUGAAGUCGCCUUCUUCAACGAAUUACUGUUGAACAUCACGAAGAGCGUACCUGGUUAUCUGAUUCCAAAUCCCAAGAAACGAGAUUUCAUAAUAGAAUCCCUGGUAGCGAUACUCGCCCAAGAGGAACUCCACGCCUUAACCGCCAACCAAGGCCUCGAACACUUCAAAAUAGAACCAAUUGAACCAUGUCGCUAUCGUUUCCCCGUCUCAGAUUUCGACGCAGCCAUCGCUCUAGCAGUGACCUUCACCGACCUCAUCAUAGCCACAUUCCAAGACGUAACCGUGCGAUUCGCAGACAAUAGCGACGUCGACCUCACCCGAGUCAUCGCCGCGACAAUCGGCAACGAAGGAGAACAACAAGGCUGGUUCCGAGUCAACCAGGGCAAAAUCCCCAGCGAACUCCCGACGCUCACAACCGGCGAUGUCAAUUUCGCCUUCACGGCUGUUCAAGCCUUUAUCAUUCCAGGGUCCUGUCCUAAUUUAGAUGAUAUCGCGUUGACGACGUUUAAGCCGCUGGAUAUUCUGACGCCACCGGAGCCCAAGACACAAUUUAUUCUUGUCAGUUGGGAGUCUGAGUACAAGGUUAAGGGGGAUAAGCUGUGGUUGACUUAUAUGGAUCAGCUGAAUAUUCCCAUUGUGGAGGAGUUGAAGAUUGUCUCUACUAAGGAUGGCAAAAAGGUUAUCGCGAGGGCUCUCUUCCCAUACCAUGAGAAGCUGAUGAACGGGUUGACUAUCGCGGCUGUGACGAAGAGGGCUGGUCCCUUUGCUAGUGUAAAUGAUGUUGCUCAGGAGACGCUCUUUGGACCUGGCUUGAUUAUUGUUAAUUAG